UUUAUUUUUUAAUUUUAAGUUUAAGGCUGUUCUCAAAUAUUCUGUUUGUUGUUGUGUUUUUGAAUUUUAAUUUUAAAAAGAAUUCUUUGCAAAAAUUUCAUAAACCCCAUCCAUAAAUUUGUUAUCAUAAUAUCUGAUUGUGGAAUUAAUUUUACACCGUAAAAGACAGGAGCUAUAAUAUUAUUUUAUUAAUAAUACGUAAAGUCACUUAUUGGGAAUAUUUUUAUCCAUAAAAAUAAAAUAUGGGUAAACGAUACUACUGUGAUUAUUGUGAUAAAACCAUGGUAUCUGCAUCUUCUGUAAUACGCACUCAUUUUAAAGGAUCGUUUCAUCAAAAAAUGGUCAAUGAACAUUAUCAACAAUUUAAAGAUCCAGAAACAAUAUUAAAAGAGGAGGGCAACAAAAAGCCAUGCCACAGGUUUCUCCGAGGCGAAUGUAAUUUUGGGGCCAUCUGUAAAUAUUCUCACUACACUCCAGAUCAAAUUGCUUCUAUGAGAGAAUAUGUCACAGCCAAAAACAAUCUAACUGACUCUGCUCAACCAUCGUUCGAAGACCUCUACCAAAGACUACAGAGUGAAAAAUCUAGCAAAACCAACUCGGACCAACAAAAUACUGUAAUAUUUGACAUCUCUGGUGUUACCCAUGUGCUGCCUUGGACUUACAACCCUUUAUUGGACAGCUGUGGUGAUCUGCCCCCGAGUAUAAGAAGAUUAAAAAGUGAAGAUUUCGUCAAUGCUUGUUUUAUGGAGUGGGGUUGGAAAUAAAAUUUAAUUAAAUA
Molecule: messenger RNA, 778 nt
Organism: Maniola jurtina (meadow brown)
Lineage: Eukaryota; Metazoa; Arthropoda; Insecta; Lepidoptera; Nymphalidae
Product: zinc finger matrin-type protein 5
Exons: 3
Coding region: 243-764 (173 amino acids)
Cellular component (GO): U12-type spliceosomal complex; nucleus
Molecular function (GO): nucleic acid binding; zinc ion binding
Source: RefSeq, a predicted model, not a curated record